AAACAUAUGCAGGUGCAGGCUACCGUGCCGGCCAGUGGGACAUUAUCACUGCCACCUCUGUAAAAGAACAGUUAUACGCCGGGUGGAUAUAGAAAAGCAUUUAUUGUUGUGCAAAAUUUCUUCAGUUCCAAAUUCGCCACCGUCUCCAGUGCUGAUCCCACCACCCGCUGCACCCUCUCCAGUGCUGAUCCCACCACCCGCUGCACCCUCUCCAGUGCUGAUCCCACCACCCGCUGCACCCUCUCCAGUGCUGAUCCCACCACCCGCUGCACCCUCUCCAGUGCUGAUCCCACCACCCGCUGCACCCUCUCCAGUGCUGAUCCCACCACCCGCUGCACCCUCUCCAGUGCUGAUCCCACCACCCGCUGCACCCUCUCCAGUGCUGAUCCCUCCACCCGCUGCACCCUCUCCAGUGCUGAACCCUCCACCUGCUGCAAUCUCUUCAGUGUUGCUCCCACUACCCUCUGCAAUCUCUUCAGUGUUGCUCCCACUACCCGCUGCAAUCUCUUCAGUGCUGCUCCCACCCCCCGCUGCACCCUCUCCAGUGCUGCUCCCACCCCCCGCUGCACCCUCUCCAGUGCUGCUCCCACCACCCGCUGCACCCUCUCCAGUGCUGAUCCCACCACCCGCUGCAUCCUGUCCAGUUUCAAGCCCCCUGUCCUCUACAUCUGGGGUAGAACACACAUAUGCACUGCCAUCUGUGCCGGUUGCAGCUGAAGUGUAUACGAAAUCGGUGAAAUUCCCUCAGUGUAGCCUUAGUCUUCUCCGGAAAAACUCGAAACCACAACACCACACGUAUACCACAAGUUUAAAAGAAAUGGCUAACUCUGUAACUGCUGAAAGAAUUUUGCUGGAACCCUACAAGUAUUUGCUUCAACUGCCAGGUAAACAGAUCAGAACAAAGCUUUCACAAGCUUUUAACCACUGGCUAAAUGUACCAGAAGACAAAACACAGGUAAUAAUUGAAGUAACAGAGAUGCUGCACAAUGCCAGUUUACUUAUUGAUGACAUAGAGGACAACUCCAAACUAAGAAGAGGAUUUCCAGUGGCCCAUAGCAUAUAUGGCAUUCCCUCUGUAAUAAAUUCUGCAAAUUAUGUUUAUUUUCUUGGUUUGGAGAAAGUUUUAACUCUUAAUCAUCCAAAUGCUGUUAAUGUUUUCACGCAACAAUUACUUGAACUUCACAGAGGUCAAGGACUGGAUAUUUAUUGGCGAGAUACUUACACAUGUCCCACAGAGGCUGAAUAUAAAUCUAUGGUACUCCAGAAGACUGGAGGACUGUUUGGAUUAGCUGUGGGCCUUAUGCAUUUGUUCUCUACCUAUGAUAAAGACUUAAAGCCGCUACUGAACACCCUUGGUCUCUUUUUCCAAAUAAGAGAUGAUUAUGCAAACUUAAACUCCAAAGAAUAUAGUGAGAACAAAAGUUUUUGUGAAGACCUAACUGAAGGAAAGUUUUCGUUUCCUACCAUACAUGCUAUCUGGUCAAGACCAGAAAGUACUCAAGUCCAAAAUAUUUUACGACAGAGGACAGAGAAUGUUGAUAUUAAGAAAUACUGUGUUCAUUAUCUUGAAAAUGUUGGCUCUUUUGAAUAUACUAGACAAACACUGAGAGAACUAGAAGAUGAGGCCUAUAAACAGAUUGAAUCUUUAGGUGGUAAUCCAGAGUUGGUUUCACUUAUCGAACAACUCAGCAAAAUGUAUAAAUUGGAGUAAUAAAUGUUAAGUUUUUAAUCUUUCUACAACAAAGUGUUUACUGUUUUAAAUAAAGAUGAUCUUCUGUUGUUACUAAAGCA
Molecule: messenger RNA, 1791 nt
Organism: Bombina bombina (fire-bellied toad)
Lineage: Eukaryota; Metazoa; Chordata; Amphibia; Anura; Bombinatoridae
Gene: GGPS1
Product: geranylgeranyl diphosphate synthase 1
Exons: 4
Coding region: 818-1711 (297 amino acids)
Biological process (GO): isoprenoid biosynthetic process
Molecular function (GO): prenyltransferase activity
Source: RefSeq, a predicted model, not a curated record